Striga hermonthica is the source of this 222-nucleotide messenger RNA. Lineage: Eukaryota; Viridiplantae; Streptophyta; Magnoliopsida; Lamiales; Orobanchaceae. The record is from the annotation of a GenBank genome assembly.
ACUCAAAGGAAGCAAAAAGAGAGAGUGACACAUGCCACUGCAUCUGAGAUUCCCCCACCAGCUCAAAGGAAAAAACUAAGAAGGAACCCUGUGAGGACACAGACUGAACCACCUCCCCAAUCAACAAAUGAUCAUGGAAGUCAAAUACACAGAGAAAGAAAUUUGGCAAAAAAAGGUUAUGGAGUUUUGGUGUCUGAGCAGACUGGAAAUAUUUACAUGAGG